Messenger RNA from Fusarium fujikuroi IMI 58289, 573 nucleotides. RefSeq names its product related to N-acetyltransferase. The transcript has 2 exons. The record is from RefSeq and is a predicted model, not a curated record. Gene Ontology annotation, biological process: N-terminal peptidyl-methionine acetylation. Gene Ontology annotation, cellular component: NatB complex. The coding region runs from base 1 to 573 and encodes 190 amino acids. NCBI's taxonomy places the organism in Eukaryota, Fungi, Ascomycota, Sordariomycetes, Hypocreales, Nectriaceae. Gene Ontology annotation, molecular function: protein-N-terminal amino-acid acetyltransferase activity.
AUGGCGACGUUUCGGCGAUUUCGACCUGAUGAUGUGAACAAGUUUUCCAAGUGUAAUCUCGACCCUUUCACGGAAACUUACGAGCUAAACUUCUACCUCCAAUACCAUGCAAAAUGGCCAUCUCUCUUUCAAGUUUGUGAGGAUAUGGAUGGAAACAUUGUUGGAUAUAUCAUGGGCAAGGUCGAGUCUUCUCCAGACGCCUACAAAUUCUCCGAGCAUUACCUACCAUGGCACGCUCACAUAACGGCACUCACCGUUGCCCCGGAAGCUAGAAGAUCUGGCAUUGCAAAGAUCUUGACUGAUCAGCUGGAAGUUGCAGCUGAUGCUGAGAACGCCUGGUUCGUGGACUUGUUCGUUCGAAGCAGCAACCACAGGGCCAUUGCCCUUUACAGGAAUCUGGGUUACAGCGUCUUCCGCGUGGUGAAGGACUACUACGGUGACCACGCAACGGACCCUUCCAGGGCGAGCGAGGACGCAUUCGACAUGCGCAAGCCCAUGAAGCGAGACAAGGAUCGUCAGCACAUUCGAGAUGAUGGAGAAACUCAUAUGGUUGAUCCCGAGGAUGUUUGGUAA